CGACUAUGAAGGGUUCCGACUCUUCAUGGACACUUACCUUGAAGUGGAGACCCCAGAGGAACUCUGUCGCCACCUCUUCCUUUCCUUUGUCAAACGUCCAAGACCGCAACCUGUCGAGCCAAAGUCUAUCAAGGUGAGACAACCUUGUGUCUUCCUUAGAAGUCAGCCCUCAAGUGCCUUGCCAGAGAAGGAAAUGGCGGUGAUGUCUUCAGCCACUGCGUGUGCCCCCAUCACCUCCCACAAUACGUCCGGAGGUUCCAUCAGCAAUCUAGCUACCUGCGCUGUGGGCGAGAGCCUCUCUGGCGGAGGAGGCACUGGGAGUAGUGCCGGGGGUGGUGGCGGCAGUUUGGCCGACAAACUUCACGGCUUGACUGAGAAGUUUUCCUCUCUCGGCCACAACCGUUCGGACUCCGAAGCCUCAAGCCGGACUCGCACAGGUAUGAGAAAUGGUAGCAUAGGUGCAUGCGUCCACCCAGUUGUGACAGUGACUCAGACCAACAGCUAUACUGACACAAAGGUUGAAAAAAGUACAGACUCUUCCCCAUCCCAUUCACAGAUGUCUAGAUCUUCCUCAAAAAAGUCCAAUAAUUCCCUUUUAGUUACUAAUGGAAAACUGGAAGAAAUUAAACAACUCGUAAGAAAAUCCAGCAGUAUUGAGGUCCACACAGUUCGUGUCAGCCUAAAGGAUAUCAUAUGUUAUUUAACGUUGCUGGAAGGAGGCAGGCCUGAAGAUAAGCUGGAAUUUAUGUUUCGGCUGUACGACACUGAUGGCAAUGGCGUUCUUGAUACCAAUGAGAUGGACUGCAUUGUGACGCAGAUGAUCCAGGUAGCAGAUUACCUGGGAUGGGACGUCACAGAGCUACGACCUAUCCUGACAGACAUGAUGGCUGAGAUAGACUAUGACAAUGAUGGAACAGUAUCCUUGGAGGAAUGGAAGAGAGGCGGAAUGACAACUAUCCCACUGUUGGUGCUACUGGGUCUUGACACUAAUAUGAAAGAAGAUGGGAACCAUGUUUGGAGAUUAAAACACUUCAGCAAACCAGCUUAUUGUAAUCUUUGCCUGAAUAUGUUGAUGGGACUUGGAAAGAAGGGUCUUUCAUGUGUUUUCUGUAAGUACACAGUCCACGAAAGGUGUGUCCAGAGAGCACCCGCCUCUUGUAUCGCAACGUACGUCAAGAGCAAGAGAACGUCCCAUUCCAUGUUGCAUCACUGGGUGGAAGGCAACUGUCCUGGAAAAUGCACACGUUGCAAGAAGACCAUCAAGAGUUACAACGGCAUCACUGGGCUGCACUGCAGGUGGUGUCACCUGAGGCUGCAUAACAGAUGCGCCUCACAAGUGAAACCAGAAUGCACUUUUGGCGAACACAGAAUUCACGUCCUUCCCCCAACGGCAAUUUGUCCCAUCAUUCUUGACCGACAGAGAUCCAUCACCAAAGAGAAGAAGGAUUUGCAUCGAUCAGAGUCUACCCCGGGUGGACUGAGUGAAGGAACUGUAUCAUCACCAAUGUCUUUCCAAAUCACACCUCUGCCUGGUACUAGGCCACUGGCCGUCUUUGUCAACCCCAAAAGUGGUGGGAGACAGGGAGCCAGGAUUCUCAGGAAAUUUCAGUACCUGCUAAACCCACGCCAAGUUUACAACUUGGCCAAGGACGGCCCAAUGCCCGGUCUUCAGCUAUUUAAGGAUGUGCCAAACGUGAGAGUGAUCGUAUGUGGAGGAGAUGGUACCAUUGGCUGGAUACUUGAGCAGAUGGACAAAAUCCAGUGGACAGAAUCUCCAUGCAUCGGCAUCAUUCCUUUGGGAACUGGCAAUGAUCUAGCGCGUUGUCUGCGUUGGGGUGGCGGUUACGAAGGAGAGAGUCUACAUAAAGUUCUCAAGAAAAUAGAAAAAUCUUCUGUAGUGAUGAUGGACAGAUGGCACAUUGAAGUCUCAGAGCAGACGGGUACGCAAGAUGAUAUCGACAAAGUUGGAGAUAAGAUCCCGUACAACAUCAUCAACAAUUACUUCAGUAUAGGUGUGGAUGCUGCUAUUUGUGUUAAAUUCCAUCUUGAGAGAGAGAGGAAUCCGGAAAAGUUCAACAGCCGUAUGAAAAAUAAAUUAUGGUACUUUGAAUACGCCACUUCAGAAACCUUCGCCGCAUCCUGUAAAAACCUUCACGAAGAUAUUGACAUCAUGUGCGAUGGGGUCUCACUAGACCUCUCGAACGGACCGUCGCUACAGGGUAUAGCCUUGCUGAACAUACCCUAUACCCACGGAGGCUCCAACAUGUGGGGCGACAACACCCUGAAAAAACGACACAAGACCAGCAAGAGUAAAAAGAAGAAAGACAGGGAAAGAGAACUGUCCACCUCAUCCUUCACUUCGGCUGAUCUUAGCACCGCUAUCCAAGAUAUUGGGGACAAGCUCAUCGAGGUCAUUGGUUUCGAAAGUUGCCUGCACAUGGGUCAGGUCAGAACGGGACUCAGAGGGUCAGGUCGCCGUCUUGCCCAGUGUUCCUCGGUAGUGAUCAGAACGCGCAAGAAGUUCCCGAUGCAGAUCGAUGGUGAACCAUGGUGUCAACCUCCGUGCACUAUCCACAUAAGCCACCACAACCAAGUGCCAAUGUUGAUGGGACCUGGGAGUUGCAGAAGAAGGAGUCUGUUCUCCUUUAUGUGUAAGUGACAGGGGGACUCGGAGGCAGCAGGAGGAGAUGGUCCCAAGUGUCCCAAGGAUUCUCUCAGGUUUGCCAAGUUCAGAUGUCUUACACGCAAAUCGUGAAUAGCCAAGAGCCGAACUGAGGAAGUCUCAUUGUGACUCAGAAUCAAGUGACUAACCUAAGUGCCCCACCAAACAGGAACUUGUUAGUGUACAUAACAGGUAAAAAAAAAAUUCGACUCCAAAAGUUGUAAUAUAAUCCUGAAAAUCUGCAAAGUAUAAAAUGGGUUUAGUUUUAUUUUUGGAGUAAGAAGAAAUAUUGUACCAUAUUUGAGAUUAACUGUAGAGGAAUGUAACUGAUGUUGUGUGAUUUAAUACGAUGAAAAUGCUUCGCUGGCAAUGUGUUACUCCUUGAAAUGAGAGAGAUGAGGUAGACUUUCGUCAAGCAUUCCUUUUUUUUAAUGCUAUGAGUGAUAUCUAUUCCCAGUGGUUACUUGUAGGUGGUAUUACAGUUAUGAUACAGAAAAAAAAAAUAUGAAAAGUUAGUUACAGAGUGCUAGCAUAUCAGUUUUGAGUAGUUUACAGGAAUAUAGGUUUUUACACAAUGAUUUAAUACAAGUAAUAUCUACUGUGGAUUCUCAGAUCAACACACGUCUCACGGUGGAUGUUUUGUGACGCUCCAUAGCCUAAGUUAUGCAUAAUCAUAAAGCAUAAUAAAAAUCAUUAUAAUCUACACACUGUACAUAGUCAUUUAGGCCUUAUAUAUUUCUGAUACUAUUGUACAGGAAGUUAACAAUCUUCAUAAAUCCAGUUUUCAAUAUCUUUUGAAUUUCUAGAUACUUUUACUUACCAUUUUGUAAUUAUAGCUGUUGAAAUACUCCAUACUACUCUAUUUCUUGCUACUGAGUACAUUUGAUGUUCCCUUUCAACUCUUAAGUUAUUAUGAGGAAGAAAAGAGACAUCAUAUAUAACACAGCGUAAAGAAGGACAGUUAGCGACUGGGGGGGAGCUUUGGACACCCAUGAGAAAUGAAAACGGGAGUUUUGGGAAUUCUCUGCUAAGGUACAUUCGUAGCUUUUCAUAUUACCUCCACUUCUCUCAGUUUCACUUUGCAACAUUUUGAAAGGUAGAAUAUUGCUUCUAUUUGCCAGUAGUACACAGUACUUUUCCAGCCGGGUAAAUGGCAGUGCCAAGUAACAUUACAAACUUCUGCAUAAGUAUACAUUCUUGAACUAAUCUGAGAAUCAAAAUCUCAAAUUGUACCUGAAAAUGCCGUUGUACUAUAUUGAUAGAUUUAAACAUUUUUACGGAGACGAAAAUCCUAUUUUCUUCAGUCGGCAGUUACUAAACGAUGAUGAUUCCAUCUUCUGUGAAGACCAAGCCUAAAUAGUCCACUAUACUCGUAUUAUUCAAUCAGGAACAUUCACAGAAAAACCUCUAUUGCCAAAGACAUGCUCCCUUGAGGGUGCUGUUAUAAUGUAUACAGUAUAAUUCCUUAUAGCAUUGUAUAAUUGCUUGAAACCAUGUUUGUAUUACAGACUAAUUGAUAAUCAUACAAGGCAUAAUGUGUAUUUUUAAGCUAAAUAAGAAAUUAUAACAACAACCACUUUUCAAAUAGGUACUCUGUGGUCAUUCAUUGACCAUAUAAAAAUUGUUUUGUAUAAAGACACUGAUGGUAGUGCCUAUGAUUCAAAUUUUUUUUUUUAUCAACUAUCUAACAUAAAAUAUAGUGCUGAGCUGUUUUCUGUAUUUAAUUGUGUAAUGCAUAGGCAUUUAAAGUAUUUCUGCAUUGUUGUUUAGCCAAUUUUUAUGGUUAUGAAUUGGCUUGAGAAUAGAUAUUUUUGGGAAUUUAUCUAAGCAUAGGUAAAAUCAAAUAUAUUUAUAUUCAGUGAUUAUUACAUUCAGAUUCAAGUACUGUAUUAUUUGAUACAUACUGUGCAUUAUGUGUUUCCAGUAUUCUCAGUGAAAUGACUAAAGUAUCCUAAAAUAUUCAAAGUACAGGAUAUCUACAGUAUCACAUUUUAGUUUCCAAAAUGUCAUUUGUAUCGAGAAACAAAACCAUAUUAAAUCACUGUGAGGAGGAAGUCUAAACUCAGAAAAAGCUAUAUGAAACUUGGGAUAUACCAAGUCGUAAUCUCUGAGACUUUUAGAGGUAAUGUAAAUAGCUAUAAGAUAUUAAAAAGAUUUCUAUUUUUACAAUGCUUCAUCAGCUGCUGUUUGCAGCAAGAUGGGAACCAUGUAAGGAACUUAAAUUUUCCAUUUGGAGAAGUGAGUGCGGCAGUAUUGAGAGGUCAUUUCACUCUGGUAACGAGCUGUCAGAUUUUCUUCGAGUUACCUGUCAUAAAUGAUGCACCUGUAGAUGAGAAAAGCAGCUUGAGGUUUGUUUUUGCUGGAUAACCCCCUUUGGAUAUCUUUUUUUUUUGUGCCUACUGUAUCUAACUUCCUACUUUGUUUACUCUUGGAUGUAUCUUUUCUGUUUGUAUAUAGAAGAGCAGUUAAAAUUUUGUACAUGUACACAAAGUAAAUCUUGUGUGUGGAGUCCCAUAGCAGUUUUGUGUUGUUAAUGCUGUGUGCUUAAGAAUUCGGACUACAGUAUUUUGUAACGAGAGCAUAACAGACGAGACAGAAGCAAACUACUCGUAUGAAGUUGCAUUUCAACUCUUCCCUAAGCUUUACUUGUGUAAAGUCUAUUUACCGUAACACUAGAAGUAGAUGUCUUGUACAUAAUCUUCGCUAUUAUUUGCAUACUCUCACCAUGAUAUGUAGUUAUCGGUUAGUAAUACUGUGCCAAAUAAUGACGCUUAAUAAAAUUUAAGGAUAAUUCAAGCAUUCAAGUAAGAUGCAUACAUUCCCUGGUUAUCUCCAGGCACCCUGUGGAACACUCAGUAUUCAAAUCUAUCUCCUUUUUUUACUAGGAGUUGUAGUAGAGUGUAUUGUUCAGCAUUAAUCAUUCUCUCAGCAUAUAUAGUCACUCUCUCUCAAUUUUUGUUUCUGCAUUCUUAUUGCUUAGAUGUGCACUUGACAGCACCUCUUAGUUCAUCAUUGCAGUUUUCUUGCAGAUUUGCCUUACUAAUGAAGUUAUGUCGACUAAAAUUAUUCAGAUGAUAUAUACUGUACUGUACUGAGUAGCAUUUGAUCUCCAGUUUUUAUGGGGCAAAAUGUUCAAGUGUUCUUUUGUUCAUUUGACAAAUAUGCUUUAAUAGAAUUUGUAUCCCAUGUAUACUACCAUCACAGAGUUUGAAACCUGUUCCAGUGCUGUUGCAAUGUAAGCUUUUCUGCUUUACUUUGCUGGUUAUUUGUGGUUAGCUUGGCAUUAUAGCACAGAAUGAACAUCCAUAUUUAGAGAGAUGAUUGAAGGUUUGAUAUAUAUUAUAGAGUAUACCAUAUGGAUUACAGUAGUUAUGGUUUUACUUUUAAAGUAUAUAUAUGUGCAGUUGAACCUCCAUCCAACUGGUAAACCUUGAAAAAUAAAAUUCGUGCCAUGCCAAGAUGAGAGAGAUGGUUGGGAGGCUUUUCCAAAUCAUGCACUUUCCCAGUUGUCUGUUACCACAUACAUAUUUACUAUAGAACUAGGUCUAACUGUUGGAUGUGUGUUGAACUGUACCAUGUUAAUGAACUAAGUAAUCAUCAGUGUUGUCCAAUAUGCACUGUAAUAUGGAUAUUGCUUAUUGAAAAUCCAUUUUGAAUUGUAAUUAUUGGAGCAGUGGGACUCACUUGUUUUAUCCGCAACUUUUUAAAUACUAGACGUAAGAGAUAUUGAAAUGUGCUUGUUUUGAAAAAGCUUAUAUACAAUGUCAGGUAAGUUGUACAGAAAGAAGAAACAUGAAACCAUUGAUACCAUGAAUUAGAUAACAUUAAUUCAAGGGACACGUGGUUAUAUAAAGGUGAGAAAACGGUAAUUAAGGAUGAAGAUAAAAAAAAAUAGAAUACUGUAUGCUGCUGUUAAUUUUUAAUUCUUCACAUUUUAACGAUACCUAAGAUACAUAUUUAUCUAUGACAAUAACUCAGUAGUAGUUUAUAUUAAAAUCAGUAGUAUUUUUGAUAGUUUCAAUAAAUAGUUUGCACAUUUUAUUAGUCGAGAUAGAAUUAUGGAAAACCCAUUGCAUACACAGGUCAUAUUUUGUAAGACCACCUGUCCCAUUAGUAGUUUGCCAAACAAAUUAAGUGCCAAUUCUUACUUGAAAUAUCUAGAUAUUCAGGUUGUAUUGUAAAUUAAACCACUGAUUGCUGUUAGGAGACAAUAUUUUUCCCAACUUACAGUAUAGUGAGAGAAAAUUUGAAAGUUCAAUGCGAGGGCAAAUUUUUACCGGCGCUCAUUUUAGAGCACACGUACUAAAAAUAAGUGCUUGCCGAAUCGUGUGCCGCAUAAAAUAUGGUCUUUCUUAGAUGCAGUAUCAGAGGAUUACAUAUGCAUGGUACUAACUGUGUUUCUGAGUCUUCUGCUAUUGAGUAUUAGAGAGACAAGUACCGUGAGGUAAAGUAAGAAAGAUUGCAACGUCUCAAUGUCUCAGUGUGAUGUCUGUAAUCUUGAAGAAGCUCUGUGCAGCUGUAUAGCUUAUGGACGUGAUUUUCUCACGAUUCAUAUGACAUUCUCCUAAACUCAGUCAGUGGAUUCAAAUGAAUGGUUCACCCCUUUUGAAAAAUGUACUACAUCAUUUGUCCUAUUGAUGUGCCGUUAUUGGUAAAUUCCAGUGCUAGGCAGUACAGCGCUAGUAGUAGUAGUAAUACAUCUCAGAACUUGAAGAAAAUAUGGUGGUUGAACUUCCAUUAUGUACAUAGCCGGUAACACCUUUUAGAGAGUUAGUAUAUUCUACUUAAUCAAGGGGUGCUGUAGUUUCCAAAUUGUACAGAUAUCUAUCUUCAAAUUUAUUAAUGGCAGCAUUCAGUUGCGCUCUCAGACUGUAGAAGGGUUUUCUUAGACCCAAUUGAAUUGUUUAUGUAUUGCAUCAUGCACUUGAGGAAAACCUACUUUGAAAGCAUAAGUAAUAUAUUACCUAGUGAUAGCACCAAUUCUUUUUUCAAUUUUUGAAUUUUCCAUGAACAUAAUGUCUUUUCCAUUAUCCUUUAAUUCAUUGCUCUAAUGUAAUUCAAAGUACUUUCUUGCACUUGAUCAUUUUUGUUAGGAGAUUUUAUCAUAUUUUACAACACAUUUCUUUUUUCAGUCUCACUGAUUAUAGAGUCAUCACUUCAGCAUGUAGUAUCUGUAAUCUUUGUACCAAUAGUCUUUUUAACAAUUGUUUAGAUCUGUUUCAAAACUUCACGUAUCAUAGAAUUCAUCUGGCAACAAUGUUACCAGGAAUAUUUUUUACAUUUUAAGGUAAACAGUAUUGCUAGUCUUUGAUUCUGAUUUUGAAUAAAUAGUAUUACCAGUAGCUAAGCUAACUGACCUAAGUAUGGAACAUUUCCAAUAUCCCUUUCCCUGAUGUUUUGUAAAGCAGGUCACUUAGGAGUUUGUCUAUGUUCAGUAUGUUCAUUAUACUUCUUUCAAACUCGUGCUAAGUUUGAAAAGAGACUAUCUCCGUGGGUUUAUGUGUAUGUACUUGCAGAUUUCUGCUGCUCUAAAGUACGUAGUGUCUAUUAAUUCAUUCAUAUGAAAUAUUGGUAACAGUACCAACAUAUUUACUACCACAAUUAGACCUCAGAGAGUCUAGUGCAUUCUAUAAUUAGUCCUUUAAGACUCUGGUAUCAUUUAGUUUAUCAAAGCUCAUCCAUUGUAAUUUCAAGGAAAAAUUACUUAAUGUAUGGUGAUACAAGGUGUUUAUAUUUUAAGGGAGCAUUGAUUUCAGAAGAAACUGUAAAAUAUCUUUCGUAUUACAUCAGCUAGUAUUAAGUAUCAAAGCAGAAUUGUAAUAUACCCUUCUUUAUCAUACAAAUCAGUGCAGUGAAUUGAUAAGAGAUAUUUAUUUAGGCAAAAUUAGCUUUCAUUAGUCAGUAAUUGGGGAAUUUCAGUAAAUUUGUAGUGUAAUUUUUUUUUUAAUAAAAGCAGUCACAAGGCUACUAACAAUAAAACAGUGGCAAGGACUGCAUUACUAAGUAGUAUUGUUUGACUCUUAAUGGCAAUGAAAGUUAUUAUAAUGGGAGUAUUAUGCUGGGUAUAGUAAUACGAAACUAAGAAAUACGUACCUUUUUUAUUAUUCUUCUCUGUAAAAUGUUGCCAAAUUAAUCAAAAUGUCAAAGCACUUCAAUGCCAUGCAUUUAGCACUCUUAAUCCUUAAAACUGUAGUACCUUUUGAAGUACCCCUAUGCCAUGCAUUUAGCACUCUUAAUCUUUAAAACUGUAGUACCUUUUAAAGUAACUCCUAGUCUCAUUGUAAUAGAACCAUGUUGAAUUCCACCACGAGAUCUAAUCCAAUAUUUCCAAAGUUUCUUCAUCGAACAAAGGCAAACUCGUUAGCUGAUACUGCAGUCCAGCAUCAUACGCUUAAGUUGAUGGCCUUAGCUCCAGUUUACAAAUAGCGACAGUAAUGUAUUUCCAUGACCUAGAAUCCCACAACAGGGCUAAAAUUCUCGUCCAGUAUCAAAUGAAACAUUCAAAGUAAAGGUAAAGUAUCAGAUUUUGUUUUCGUAGAUUUGUAGAAAGCAUUGGAAGUUUCAUUUUUAAGUGAAUUAGGUUGAAUUGUUAAAGAAAAUCACGUCUUUUAUUAUAGUAUAGUGGUUUCCACUGUUGUAUUUAUCUUAUAGACAUGGGUAAAAAGUAUAAGGGUAUUGUUGGCAUCAGCGGUGGAAGAAAAGGCGAAGUAAUAGGAUGACUUUUACGUAUCAGAAAUCAAAGAUUUUGUUUUCAAAUGUUGGACAAAUCCCACGAAAGAGUCGUUAGAUAUAACGUCUGCCAACUUUGGUGUUGUCUUCAGUUGUAUGUUAUAUAUAAAAGAAGUGAUUUUAAUGCCCAUUUUUAACCUGAAUUUACUUGAUGCACUUUGUGAAAAUAUUAAGCAUGUAAAUUUGUUUAUAUAUAUACUUUUGUACACAUACAUAUAUAUACAUAUAUACAUAUACACACAUAGUAUUCAUCAUACAGGUGGUUAUAUCAAUUCACGAUUGUUCCAGUUUAGACGACCAAAAUUUUUAUACAAAAAACAAAUGUAUUCCUUCAAUCUGUCAUCAACAUAUUCUAUUUUGUAAAGAGGUGUCUUUGCAUCCGCUAGGAACUGAAAUCUCAUCGACUUUCGAAAGCAGUCAUCCAGCCAAUUGAAAAGCAGCUUUAUUUUCUAGGCCGAGAUUGCAACAUGUGCAUAGCACCAGUCUUUUUGGGAUAUAUGUAUAAUGUUUCAUUUAUAGGAGGGAUAUACAAAGGGCUUAAUAGUAAUGUAUGUCCAAAUUUAUAUCUAUAUUUUGAUCCUUAAUUGUACCUUGUCAUCAUAAGAAGGCCUUUGUCAGUGAUAAGAUCAUAAGCAAGGAAAUUUUACUCGUGUUGUCUUGGGAAUGGCUUCAGUCAGCACAAUUACUUCACUAUUGGCUUGGUUCUGUCUUAGCAUGACAACAUAACCUUAGGUUAUUUUUAUUCUCAACAAACUCACUAAUGUCACCUUCAUUCUUCCUCGGUUUCCAUUCACACUGUGUUUUGUGACAGCUUUGUAGUCGCACCAAUUCUUUUUAGAAGUAUUUCAUUAUUGUCAGAUGUUAUAUUAAAAGGGGAAAGUUGAAUAUGACCACCAUUGUUAUGCUGAAUAUUGUAAGAAACCAUUACAGUGGACUCCCCGUAUUCGCGGAUUUCUCUCUGGAAUGUUUCCCCGCAUUAUUCGCAGAAAAUUCGCCUAUUUGCGGUAUAUUUCUAUGAGAAAUAUCCACAAAUUCCUGGUUUUUUUUAUCAAUUUCAUCAUAAAAUGUACUUUGCGAUAAAACUAUUAAAAAAAACAGGUAUAAAAACUUUUAUUGGGUUUUUCUUGAGUUUUAACUAACAAAAUAGGAGGUUUAAGCAUUUUUAUAGGGGUUCUAACUAUUCACAGGGGGGUCUGGUACGCAUCCCCCGCGAAUACGGGGGACCACUGUAUAUCCGUAUAUGUAUGCAUGUAUAUAGUAUAUAUGACAGCAUGUAAUUAUUUCCUUUCAGCAAGGUUAAGUAUUUAGUUUUAAAAACUUUGCAGCAUGCCUGUUACAUCACUGGAUCCCUUUACCGAGGAAAGAUAAAUUGGGUUCCCUUGAAAGUAUGGACAUUUUUCAGCGUAAACCUCGUCACGAUUUGAAUAAUGGUUCAUUUUUCAGUUUUUAGAAAAAUCUACUUAAAAAUAAACAAUUUUUGGUGUUGGCAUUGUAGGAUUUACUGAAACUGAAUGUUACAGCAAAAUUUAGACAAUAAUGAUACACAUAUUUUUUGAAUUUUCGAUAAGAUUGUAGGGUAGUAUAUAUCACAAUUAAACUUAGAUCAUGUAAGCUCUAAAAAGCAGUGGCAAGAUUGUUGUGGUAACAUGAGAUGUUCUGCAGUUCCAUUUGAAAGGUACAUCAGAGUUCUCGUUGCAGACUUUUAACUGCAUCUUAAAUAUUAACAAGUGCUACAAAAGAAAUGAAGUAUGUAAAUACUGAAUGAUAUCAUAAAAUGUAUAAGCUUUUCCCUUGGAAUAUCCCUAAGUAGCACGAUUCAUUUUCCCUAGAAAUAUAAUUCUAAUAGAGUACAGGUAUUACGUUAUUAUUUAUAUAUUUAUGGCAGUUUAAAUUCCAUUACACCCGCAUUUUCGAUUGUGUAUUAAUCUCGAAACGUAAAAAGUUUGCUUUAUUAAAACGACAGAAACUUCUGGGUAAAGAAGGAAUUUGCACGUCUCACGUUACGACCAUUCUUUGCUCUCUGUUCGUCACAGCCGCCAAAUAUUACGUAUGUUCUAUGAAUACAGGAGAAAAUAGGUAGGAGAGGAUAAUUGGGGGCAGUAUUUCACAUGUUAAAUGUGUUUUAUUGUAGGUAUAUUAUUAUCAGCACAUUUUCACAUUUCUCAUUUCCUUUUUUCCUCCCAUGUUUGAUUCUUGCAUCAGCUAUGUACAUUCAUUCUCCACACUUGUUACGUAGACUUUUAUCAAUAAAUCAAUUGUUGCAAAUAUUAAAUAUUCUUGUCACUAUGUACUUACAGGGUUUUCUAGUCUUUAGCUAUCUGGUACUGUAAUUUUAUUGCAAUUCUUCACCAGAUUUAUAUCUUUAUCUCCAUACAAAACAUACACAAGUGUGUAUGUGGAUUAUGUGUACUUAUGUGCAUGCACAGAAAUAAACCUAUUCAUGUGCAUGCACAUAUACAUACAUGCAUGUAUGUGCACAUGCUCAGCUGUGUGUGCAAGUGUAUGUAAGAAUAUAUGUUCAUUAUAAUGUUUUGUCAUACAGUUAUUGUAACUACUAUGUAGGCAUUGAGAGUGGUCCAGCAUUAUAAGGUCCUGAUAAUUGUUUAUAUAGAUUAAGAAAGUUGUACUGUUUGCUGAUAUAUUUUAUUCUUAAGACUGCGCAAUGUUGGAUGAACUUGAGAACUUUUCAAAGUAUGCUUUUGUUCUACCAAAUCAUGAGGGUGAAUGUGUUCACAAUUAAAGAAAUACUUAUAUAAGAAGUACUAUUCAAGGUUUAUUUGGCCACGUGGCCCAUUCUUAAAUGCAGGCUGUUCAUAAGCCCUUGCAUAUAUGCACAAAUACACAUGCAUAUAAACACAGUAUUAUGUCUGGUCUGCUCGUUGUUAGGUCUCCUUUUGUAUUUGCAAAUGUAUCGGCAAAUUCCCGAUUUUAACACGACAGUAAAGAGAUGGAUAGUUCAGCCCCCAAAUUUUGUGAUCUUUUUCUUGUAUUAUUAUUUGUACUGUACUGUAUAUAAAGUUGAAAAGAUGACUGUAAUACAGUACUAUUACUACAAAACACCAUGCCCAAAGUCAUCCCAAUUUGUGACUUGUGUGGUGUAUAGAUUGGUUUGUCCAUCAUUUGUUGUUUUCGUGUUUUAUAUCUUUUUCAGAAAUGGGCAUCCUGUUACGUACUAGAAAAUUUUCCAAUAGUCUCAAAAGUCAUUGGUCCCAAGCACAACAGUAGUUUGCAGUCCUUAUAAAAAUCCCAUUGAAUUCUGAAUUAUAGUUGUCUUAGGCACAAAUCACGUUCUCAGAACUGGCACAAAACAGCAUUGCUUAAAGUUUUACUGAUUUUAUUAUUCCUCAGACAAAAAGUAAGAAGACCCCACUCCACAUAACUCUAUUGUGGAGGAAAUAUGAAAAUUUUUGUUAGCUUAUUGUUGUGACUUCACUACCCUGAAAUUUGUGCAGUUUAAUUGAUAAAUGGUCAAGGAAUCAGGAACCAUUGUGUACCAUCCAGCUAAACUUCAGGAAGAGAUAAUGAAAAAGUGAGAGAGAAAGGGAAGUACAGGCAGUCCCCGGGUUACGACGGGGGUUCCGUUCUUGAGACACGUCGUAAGCCAAAAAUCGUUGUAAGCCGGAACAUCGUAAAAAAUCCUAAGAAAACCUUACUUUUAAUGCUUUGGGUGCAUUGAAAACUAUGUAAACUGCAUUCUUAUUGCAUUUUUCAUCAAAAAAACCUUCAAAUAUUGAUUAUUUUGCAUUUUUGGUGUCAUAUUUCAUCUGCCAGAUCAGUGUUGUAGGCGUCGUAACCCUGGAACAUGCAUCGUAACCCUGGAAGUAAUGUCUGAUGAAUAUAAUUGAGAAGCGCCCUAACCUCGGAACGUCGUAAGCUGAACCUGUCGUAACCCGGGGACUGCCUGUAAUAUGAAAAUAAACUUUACUAUACUGUAGUGAUUACUAAAGUUUAAGAUUAAAAACUAUUAAAUAUUUUUCUACCUUACGUUAUAUAUUGCGCUAUAAUCUCUCUAGAAUUAAUGUGGUCACUAAAGUAUGUACAUAACCUGAGUUUUAUUAUUUUGCAGUGCUGUGUGUGUGGAAAUCUAGGCAUAGGUAGGUUUUCCAUUAUUCAGUGUAUUUAUUUCUAGUCCCAAAUUAUAGGGAAAGUUUCUAUUUAGAAAACAAUGCUUUGACUUUAUUAACGUGCUAACUCGGGAGUUUGCCAUUUCAUAGAUUCUUGAAUUGGUAUAGAAAAUUUGUAUAUUAACCUUGUACUUUUAAUAUGUAGAGCCAUGAGAGAUAUUUGUGAUCAAAAAUUAACAUUAUGUUCCUUUUAUGUUUCAAGUGAAAAUUUUACUCUGUAAAACAUUGCAUUUUUCAGUUUCCAGCCAAUGUUCAUAAUCUGGAAGAGCGGGAAUUUUGUGGGCUUUGGUUUGAAUGUUUAUGAAUGUAAAAAAAAACAUUAUGAAAGUGAAGCUAUGUAUGAAAAGACCACUUUUACUGUAAAACUAUGGCUUUUUUCUCUGUAUUGUUGCAUUUAUAUUUUCAUUCCAGUUUAUAGCGAAGAUAUUAAGAAUUGUUUCUUGUGAUCAUACAUACAUACGAACAGUCAGCCUUUGUAUAUGCUGGGUUGGGUUUCCGGGCCUUACUCAGUAAAAAAAAAAAUUGCAGAUUCAAUUACGUACGUACAUUUUAUAAAAUGGCAUAAUAUAGUGUACAAUAGUAUGUACUACAGGAUAUUGCCCAAUACAGUCUACGUUCAUCUCCCUGCAUGCAGUGUGUACUGUAAAUCAUUCCCAAGCCAUUUAUACUGUAAUACUUCAUGUAAAUGCCUUUCACAUUGUUAUACUGUUUUGCAUAAGGAGUCCUAAUAGCACGGCCAACAUCAUUAAAACCUAAUAUUUAAUGUACUUGUAUUCAAGACUGGCAAAUUAUUUUCACUUACAUAUAUUGAUAAUCAUUCAGUUCAUGCUUUUUUGAGCUCACAGUGGUAAUAGACGUACUGAACAUGUCGACACUAUUCCAUCGCGGUCCUCAAACAAAACAGCAUAACCACUGUUGUAUUUAUUUAACAAUUGCAUUGUUUUUUAGCAUUACGAGUAAUGCGGAGAUCUCUGAUACUGUACGUGGUGCAUACAGGAUGAUGUACAUUGAUUGUAUGAGUAUGCAAAUGUCAUAUUCAUUGCACACACAUAUAUAAAUGAUUACUUCUUAUUUAUUGUGUAAAUGAUUACUUCUUAUUUAUCAAGUACAUAUCUUUUGUCUUUGUGCUUGUUAAGGGAUGUGUGUAACCAAAAAACUUAGGUCAUUAUCAUCAGAUGGUCAUAAAAAGUCAGAAAAGAAGGAUAAUGAAGAAGGUUUAGAAAAUAAAAUAUUGAAACACAAUUCUUGUAUAAACACAGUUUUGCGUGGGAUAGGAUUAUGGCCUCGGAAAAUAUGCAAAGCCAUAUAUUUGUCCCUUAGUGAGAGCAGUUCAAGAAUGCAGUUCUUGUACUGUGUAGAUGAUGAUACCAUGAAUAUGUUUUAACAUUUUCAUCUUCUGUUUAUUUAGUUUAUUGUUUAGUUAUGUACAACUGAUAUUCAAGCUUGACUGCACAAGUUUACUUUUUAAGAAGUUUGACAAAUUUAUAUUUAAUUACCCAAAACUGGCAAAAUUUUUGUAAUCAGUUAUAUUCAAGUAUAUGCUUUUUUAUGUAUAUUUUGCAUGCAUUUCAUGUCAUUCUUCUUCACUGAGAAAAAUUUUAAAAUGUGGAAGGAACCAAAAGUAUUGUUUAAUGUCAGCUUCUCUUAAUUUUUGUUCAUAGUUUUAGUGAAUUGACCAGAAUAUACGAAAGCAUGAUGAAAGAAGAGCAGAGACCAGAAGCAGGGAAUAAUAUCACGGCAGUAAUAUACAAAGGAGGGGGGUCCACUAAUGCUGAAAAAAUUCACUAAUGCUAAAAAAUUCAAGCACACCUGAAUAAUUUUCAUGGCAUUCUAAAGCAUGCCAUAAAAAUAACGCAGAGGGUGAUGGACUAAGGCAGAGAAAAACUGUUAGAAGUAACAGUUACAGAUUCUUGCCAGAGAAAUGAACAACAGAACCAGUCUUAGCAUGCAAGAAAGAAGUGGUGAUAACUUUCACUUUUGGAUUAACAGAACACCAAGACUAGCAAUUUAGGUCAUUACAGAAAGCAGAGGAUGCCAGAAGUCACUAAGCUGGUGAUAUUGCUAUACCAUGUCACAGAAAUGAAGAAACCUGCAAAGGAAUGCACAGAUGGCCCUGGGAGCUAUUGUAAGAAGAGUGCAUGAUGUUAGCAUUAGAACCAGAGAGAGAUGGUCUGUGCCUAAGUUCAUGGUGACCAGUGAGGAUGCAAAGGUCCACGUGGAUGUUGUGGUCAAGUUGUAUUGGUGAAUUCAUUAUUAUGUAUUCACUGUCAUAUACAGUGUAUAAAGACACUCGGAAUUGCUGAAUGCUAAUGGAGUGUAAGAAUUUGGACAUAAGAAAUACUUUAAAAAUGGCAUAGAGAAAUCACAUUGUGGUGGAAGGUCAGGCCUGAGAAGAGGCAGAACAUUUCUAAUUACCUUUGGAACACACUAGAUUCUAAACAGGUACUGAAAGGACAGCAAGAAAGAGAAGCAACAACCUGGACAAGUGGCAAGAGACAACCAGUCUACUGAUAAAUAAGAGCACCCUAUUGGUAAAGAGCCAAUAGCUUUGGAGUUGACAUAAGGGCCUCUCAUAAUCUGUUUAGCAAAGCCAUGGAACCUUAGAAGGCACAGAAAAAUCAAGGAGAAGAGGCAGGGAACAUCUUGAUUAUGUGGGAAUUCAAGAUAGGAAGUGUUGAAGGCCAAAGAUAGUGGAAAAUGAGUUUUCAUUGUCCAACCUGUAAGAGCAUAAAAAAUAACUAUGAUAAUCCUGAAAGUAACCACAACCCAGAGGUUUUUUUAUAUCUUUUAAAGCAAUUUUUGGGACAAUUCACGAUUUCUUCAGUUUUCUGUCUACCAAGGAGAGGAAUUAAGACACUAAAUAUGUAACAAUGGUUUUAUUUUGAGCAACAAUACAGUAGUACAGCAAUUUUCACAUGCAUAGUUUAAUACAAAUACUUUUUGUAAUAAUUUUUGCCACUGGUGGUUUCCUAUCCAACUCUGUACUCUGUAUACUGAACUUUAUACUUAAUUUUGCAGUUUAGUUUGUUGUCCCUGAUGGUGAGCUACUAUCCUAUCAUGACUUACACCAUUGAAAGAGUAAGGAAUUCUGGGGAAUUCCAAGUCAUUUGUUGUUAUUUACAGUGUUUGAAAGCAUCUGGUACAAGUCUCCGCUAGCAAAAUUGAUUGUGGUGUUACUCUAAACUUAUUUAAUGUCCAUUUAGUUGACAGUGCUGCAUCUUUCAUGUUCCCUGUUUAGUUUCGUUCAUCUGAGCAGGUCAUCUUUUCAGUUGCUUGCUAUAUAAUUGUUUCAGUUAGACUGAUUGCCGUCACAGAAUGAUUCAGAGUUAUUUUGUUAUAUAUCCAUCAAGGCCUGAGAAGCGGCCACUGUACUCCUUGUUAGCGUUGUGUCUCUUUUGAUCAUGCUUUUGUAUGUAAGUGGUAUUGUACUACUGAUUGCACAAGUUACUUCCCUUUUUAUUCCUAAGCAAGGAUGAUCCACAUACAUACGUGUUGUGAUUUCCCAGUGGAAUGGUCCUGGAUCCCUGCUUUGUUUAAGUGAAAUUUACUUUGUUUCCAUUCUUAUCCACUUUAAGAAUAUCUCACUACCUUUAUUCUACACACUUCUGCUUUGGUUACUAAGUUACAGACAAGAACCUAAAUCAGUGGAUUGAUUGGAUUGUCUGAAGUCAGUUCCAUAAAGGAGGUAAAUGUGUCCUUAGCUUGUGUCCAUUUGUGGAGAUGUCAAGUCUCAAAAGAGAUGAUCUGCAGGAAAAGCUUCUCCACUGUUGCACCAGGUCUUUGCUGAGAUUUGAAUCUCAGAUUCUAUCCCAGGUGUGUCUGGGAUACCCUUCAAUUUUGGGAUCAGGUAACAACAGUCCCCACUGCUUGGGAUCAGUGUCCAUGUAUUUGCUAAAAAUUUUAUCCAAGCUUUUAUUCAAGUAUCAUUGAGAAUAGUAGUCUCAGCCCUUUUCGUGUCAACUGAUGUCAGGAUGUGUGUUUUUGCACAAUGCUGUGCAUCAUAUGUAUCUAUCACAGACCUGUUGUAGGUAACUGGAAUUGUAGAUAUUCAGAUGCUGAUGUUUGAAAGAACAAAUGUUUGGGUAUACCACUAAAACAGGCUAGUAUGUCCAAGUAUUAAGGCUGAUUACAUUGGAGAGAGAUGUCCAAGGCUCUAACAAGAAAUUUAGCUUCUUUGUUAAAUGUCAAAAUUCUAUAAUGGCAGUUCACUUAGCCUUGACAUUGGUCACUUAGAGGAGAGAUAUCUCUGUCGUGACAAGAGGCGAGAUGGGAUGUUCAAAAUCUCUUUCCAAGAUGAUCAAUUUCUAAGGGAGGAGAAAAAAAAAAAGGGAGUACCACUAUGAAAACCAGUUUGCAACCAUGACAGACAACAGAAAAAACAAUCCUCAGGUUUACAAACAACUUCUAUCGAGUGCCUUCAGUCCAAAAAGGAAGUGGUGAUCAUUCUGUCCUUUACCAGAAAGUAGAGGCAAUAACAUUUUGGUUUCAGAAGAAACCUCCACUGUGAUGGCUGCAUAGGAGAGACCAUCUCUAUUAGUGAUUAUCUGUGCAGAUAAUUCCAAGACAAGAUGGACUUUCAUUAAUCAUAACUAUGACAAGUUAGGUUAAAAGUCAAAAGACGUACAUUGUAGCCACAUAAAAUAUCCCGGAGCUUCUGAAAUCUUAAGACUUUGUGGGGGAAAAUCUACACAGAUUCUUGAUACAACUCAUUGGCCAGAGAAGAAAGGCCACUCAGUAGGUCAUCUUGCAGCAGAUUGUGCUUUUGUCUCCUCCUGCAAAAGUAGACCUGUUCACAGGACAAAACUAGAAGCUACCUCGACUUGCCUUUUCCCUAUAUCAAUGAUUGGUAGUGACAGUCCUGUCAUGAUUUCGAUAGUCCUCAAGUUUCUAGCGUGAAUCAGCAUAGAAAGCCAUCAUGGCAUUCCUGAAUGGGUUAUCUUCCAGCAGUUGUCAGGUGCAUAUAUGUCCCUUGCUGGUACACUCAGCUAACCCAAUAGGCAAAUGCUCCUACCAAACAGUGUCACAUGAUGUGGAUAUACUGCUUGCUUUGUAACAGUUAUCUCAUCUAAAAAGAAAAAAAAAAUUGCAGAUGUUUGACACAAAGAAAAAUGCCUUAAGUUGUGCCUCUCCUUUCCUCGUUAAUGGUAGAGGAUGCUUUUUCUUAGCCAUUGAUUCCAGAUUAAUUGCUGAAAACACGAGCCCUCGGCCCAGCCAGCAUCGGAACCGAGGACCUCUCAAUAGCUUCUCUAUUCUACACUCGAUAAAGGCUUUCCUGUCUUUUGUAGCUAAGGUUCUAUUCUCAUUGCAGUCUCAACAAUGAUUUGAUGUGACUGCCGAAUGAUCUUGGAGGGAUGGGUGUAGCGCCAGUUGCCGCAACCCGUCAAGUAUUACACAGAGAAGGUAAGCUCUUGCCUAAGAAGUGCCUAGGUGGAUUCCCGGGCUAUCAGCUCUGCCAUUAUUUUGGAUCUGUGGUAUGGUUCCCUUUUUGAGAACUUGGUCUCUUAAUUUUUUUAUUUCUUGUCUUUGCAUCAAAAUUCUUACCCGUUUGAAACUGCCAGAUGAAUUGUGCCAAAAAUAGCUGGGUAACUCAUGCUAUAGUAGCUUAAUGGCCGAGUCCAUGUUCUUCCAGUUGUUCUUGUAUUGUUUGAUCUACCUUUCCUUGUUUUCAAGAGUAAAAGCACAUUUUACAACAUUUUCUUGCUUUUUUUUUGUGAUAUGUAAGGUCUGUCGAAUGAAAUUUGUGCAAGCACUAACUCAGUUAGGUCAAGGAAAUCGUGAUGGAUGGAACUGCUAGAGAAAUGAUUGACUAUAGCAUUAGAUAUCAGUUCUCCCUUACUGAUUUAAGGUUCUGCUUUGUCAUAAACAUUUCUUCGCUAGAAUAUUUAAUUUUGAAUGUCUCUUGUAACAACUACAAAACGAGAGAACAAAGCUCCUUGGAAAUCAAAAGGAAAAUGAACAAGCGACUAAUAUUUCUAUAUACACCAAAAUUGUUCUUACUUGAAGGCAUUUUUGUACGUGAAUAAAUAAAAAGCAUAAUAGUACUUGAAAUGCAAUAGUCACCAACAACAUUUACCGAUCUCAUCUGUAAUUGAAGAUACAGGCAGUCCCCGGAUUACGAUGGGGGUUCUGUUCUUGAGACGCGUUGUAAGCCGGAACAUCGUAAAAAAUCCUAAGAAAACCUUACUUUUAAUGCUUUGGAUGCAUUGAAAACUAUGUAAACUGCAUUCUUAUUGCAUUUUUCAUCAAAAAACCUUCAAACAUUGAUUAUUUUGCAUUUUUGGGGUCAUAUUUCAUCUGCCAGAUGAGCGUUGUAGGCGUUGUAACCCUGGAAAUAAUGUAUGAUGAAUAUAAUCGAGAAGCGUAUUAACCUCGGAACGUCGUAACCCGAACCCGUCGUAACCCGGGGACUGCCUGUAUGCAACUUCAUCAUACAAAGACUGUGGAGUUUAAUUACCAUCACACUGCUUCAGCCUUGUGUUUACUGUUCAUCCCAUUUGCUCUUCUCUCAAUUAUUAUAACAUUUUCCACAUCAGAAUUUAAAUGAAUUUUUAUGAAACGGCUUUAAAUGAAUUCUGUAAGGGACUGCAUUCAGUUUUUCGUGACGAGACUACAUUCAAACAACUUAACGUAUCGGAAGUUAUAAUGGAGUCAUUGCUACGCAUGGAAUGGCCAAUCCGAAAAGAUUAGAGUGACCGGAGAUUUUAUAUUUUGAUAUAGCUACAUGAAGUGUGGUCGUUUUCACAAUGGGCUGGAAGCAGCAUUUUCAUCAGUGAUUGUACGUUACUAAAAACAUAAUUGUUGAUGCAUUUACAAAUCUUAGGUAUCUUCACAGUCGCCACUGGAAGACAUUUUUAUGAAUUGCGGAUGACUCGCGCUCAUUCGUACGACCUGAGAUCUAAGCAUCAUUGAAACUAAGGUUUGAAAAUGUUGAACAUUGUUGUUUCCUGUAUAUUUCACUCAGCUUGUUUCUGUACUAUUGUGUGUGCUAUUUGAGUGUCUCUGAGAGUGCAUGCUUGCUUGAAUGAGUGUAAGUUACCUGUGCAUGUGUACCUGAUACGCAUGCUGGUGUGAACGUGUCUUUGUAUACAACUCAAUGUGCGUUUUGUUGAAAAAAAUAACGAAGAUAAUGUUGAAUGCCACAGACCAUAUGAGCCUUCUCUGAAGAAGCGGUUCGCUGGUAAUAUUUCUAUUGUUUUGAUGGAUGUGUGAUUUUGUCAUUCACAUUAAAAUGUUAUUCUCUGUA
Messenger RNA from Macrobrachium nipponense, 20758 nucleotides. It is a transcript of the gene Dgk, whose product is annotated as diacylglycerol kinase 1-like. Gene Ontology annotation, biological process: lipid phosphorylation; intracellular signal transduction; diacylglycerol metabolic process. Gene Ontology annotation, molecular function: calcium ion binding; ATP-dependent diacylglycerol kinase activity. The record is from RefSeq and is a predicted model, not a curated record. The transcript has 18 exons. Gene Ontology annotation, cellular component: plasma membrane. Lineage: Eukaryota; Metazoa; Arthropoda; Malacostraca; Decapoda; Palaemonidae. The coding region runs from base 26 to 2659 and encodes 877 amino acids.